Messenger RNA from Neoarius graeffei (lesser salmon catfish), 2577 nucleotides. It is a transcript of the gene grhl2a, whose product is annotated as grainyhead-like transcription factor 2a. Gene Ontology annotation, cellular component: nucleus. The transcript has 17 exons. The record is from RefSeq and is a predicted model, not a curated record. NCBI's taxonomy places the organism in Eukaryota, Metazoa, Chordata, Actinopteri, Siluriformes, Ariidae. Gene Ontology annotation, molecular function: DNA-binding transcription activator activity, RNA polymerase II-specific; RNA polymerase II cis-regulatory region sequence-specific DNA binding. Gene Ontology annotation, biological process: brain development; regulation of transcription by RNA polymerase II; neural tube development. Bases 329 to 1984 code for a protein of 551 amino acids.
CCGCCCACACGCAGCCGCUUUGCUUUGUUUAUAUAAGCAGAACGAGGUUAAUGUUAGACGGAUGUUGGAGUCGGGUAACGUUUAACUUUUGCUCUGUCGGUUUCCUGAAGGCUUUUUACUGACUGAAAGGUUUUGGACAGUUUCCCAACAGAAGCAGUGGAUUAAGCCGUUAUAAACAUGGCUCAGGAGGAAAGACAUUUAAUGGCUUAAGCGGCUGGUAGUAGUGGUUCCCAAUGAGACGUCCUUCCUGUCCCGCCGUGUGUUUACAAGUGAGGAUGAAGCCUGGAGGACCUACCUGGAGAACCCGCUCACCGCAGCCACCAAGGCCAUGAUGAGCAUCAAUGGAGACGAGGACAGCGUGGCAGCUCUUGGACUUCUGUAUGAAUACUACAAGGUUCCAAAAGAAAAAAGGCUCGUGUCUGUUGCUAAAUUUCCAGAGGAAGAAAAAAGAAUAUGCAUGCACCACCAUGGUGGUGGGGAAUCCAUGAGUGAUCGUGCUCAAGGCACUAGAUCUCCCCCAGUCAAUCUCUCAGUCAACCCAGAUUCUCGUGAUACAAGUCUUGCUUCACCUCUGUAUAAUGGAUUACCAGCAGAGGGGGGAGUAGUGGCCUCUGUAAAGUCAGAGGUGUAUUCUAACCAGCAGCAAGAGAGGCAGCCAUACCAUCAUGUGGCCUACCAGCAGUCCACUCAGGAGGCACAUGGCAGUUAUGGCAAGGAAGAACCAAAAAGCAUGCCAGAUAGCACCUUUGAAGACACUCUCAAUGGCGAGAAUGUGAAAUUCAAAGUGCCCACCACUCUAAGGGUCCAAGACUCUCUCUUUGAGCAGCCUGGAGUGAAUACAUUCCAGUACAAUAUAGAAGCAAGCCGCUCAGCUCGGCAGAAACCUGGUGAGGGUCCAAUGAUCUAUCUGAACAGAGGUCAGUUCUAUGGCAUCACUCUGUGUGAGGUGGGCAUCAGUAAAGGCUUGUGCCAUCCUAUCAGCAGAGUGAGGAGUGUGGUGAUGGUGGUGUUUGGAGAUGAGAAAUGUCGCGAUGAGCAGUUGAAGCACUGGAACUACUGGCACACCCGUCAGCACACUGCCAAACAGAGAGUCCUGGACAUUGCUGAUUACAAAGAGAGCUUCAGCACGAUUGGGAACCUGGAGGAAAUCGCCUACAAUGCAGUCUCUUUCACCUGGGACAUUAAUGAGGAGGCAAAGGUGUUUAUCACAGUGAACUGUUUGAGCACAGAUUUCUCCUCUCAGAAAGGAGUGAAAGGGCUUCCGCUUAUGAUCCAGAUUGAUACGUACAGCUACAACAACAGGAGCAACAAACCAAUUCACAGAGCUUACUGCCAAAUCAAGGUCUUCUGUGACAAGGGAGCUGAGAGGAAGAUUCGUGAUGAGGCAAGAAAGCAGAUGCGGAAAAAGACAAAGGGUCAUGUGGCUGGAAUACAAGUUCACAAUGAUCUGGCAGCUAAAAGAGGAUGUCUUGGAGCAUUAUUGCAGAAGAGGUCAGACAUCACACAUUUCAAAUCCAUAACAGACCUGGAGUCUCAGCCAGUGCUGUUCAUCCCUGAUGUUCAUUUUAGUAACAUGCAGAGAGCUGCACAGAUGUUUGGAUAUAGUACUGAGGAAAUGGAUAGUGAUUGUGUGAUGAUGAAGAGGGCAUUCAGACAGCCGGAGGAUGAUCGCAGCCUUCCGCCAGCCAAACAGAGCAAAAGUGUAGCACCAAGGAGAGUUCUGCUGUAUGUAAGGAAAGAGUCUGAUGAGGUUUUUGAUGCAUUAAUGCUCAAGUCUCCAACAGUGAAGAGUUUGAUUGAGGCUAUAUCAGGCAAGUACGCCCUCCCUGUUGAGAAGAUGAGUAAAAUCUACAAGAAGAAUAAGAAAGGGAUUCUGGUCAACAUGGAUGAUAACAUCAUUGAGCACUACUCCAAUGAAGAUGCAUUUGUACUCAACAUUGAGCCUCAGGCAGAGUGCUUUCAGAUUACCCUCACAGAAAUCUAAUGGCUGCAUUAUUAAGACUCCGAGGUGGACUUUAUAAUGGCCUUCUCAUCAACCAGUUGGAGAACAACAAAUCAAAGGUGGAUAAAGCAGGGGGAAAUAAGAUGUAAUCAGAGAAUGAUGUAGAUUAUCUACAAAUGGGUGGCAGACUGUGACACGCCUUUUGUAUUUUCUUGUCUUUUUUUCUCUGUGUUUAAGCUCACGCAAAAGCAGAAUUAUCCCUACAGUUUAGCUGUAGUAUUGUUUGUUCUGGAAAUAACUAGCCUAACAGGUUCUUUUAAGUAGCUUUCAGUAUUCUGCUUUUUAAUCCACCCGCAUGAAAUUACCCAGAUGGAGGGAAAAAAACAUCACACACUUGUACAUUCUUAAAUAUUUCUCUACUAGGGACUCUGCCGUCAUACACUCUUACCUGGCUAAACUGUGUCCCAUUUUCACUUUUAUGUGUUAGGGUGUGUGUAGCUUUCAGCUAUGUUUGCAACGUGUGUGUGUGUGUAUAUAGUGUGUGUGUGUGUGUGUGAGAGAGAGAGAGAGAGAGAGAGCGUGUGUGUGUGCUUGCGCGCGUUUAAGUAAUGAUUAAUAAACAGUAUUUUUUUUUC